AUGACCGAAUUAAAAAAGAGAUUGAAUUCUUCUAUGACUUAUGAGGAAUAUGUGAGUAUUUUCGAAAAAGAACCGAAGAAGCCUUCCCUCAAGCCAAAACUAAAUCCAGAUCUUGCGAUGGAUGACUUGGACCUCCUCAGCGAUGCUACCACAACCGACAAUCUGGAGACUCUCUUUCCAGAAAUCAAAGAAUAAUAGAAUCAAAAGAAAGUUCUCUCAUAAGACCUAUCUUAAAACAGAUAAAGAACUUACAGCGAGAACAUUUCUUAUACAUUCCUUAGUUUUAUAUAGAAAAAAAUUGAAAGAAAGUAAUCAGAAUGA
Molecule: messenger RNA, 321 nt
Organism: Paramecium octaurelia
Lineage: Eukaryota; Ciliophora; Oligohymenophorea; Peniculida; Parameciidae
Source: the annotation of a GenBank genome assembly